Cercopithifilaria johnstoni is the source of this 495-nucleotide messenger RNA. NCBI's taxonomy places the organism in Eukaryota, Metazoa, Nematoda, Chromadorea, Rhabditida, Onchocercidae. The record is from the annotation of a GenBank genome assembly.
AUGCAUUUCAAUUUAUCGUUGACGGAAGUGAGUGAAGAACGAAUGGAACUACCGGAUUCAUUAAUAGAAGAAGCGAUUAAGGAACAAUUAGUGUCCUUGAAUGUAGCGAUCCAUGGAGCGAAUGCUGAACAAAAUUUACAGAACGCUGUUUCUCCAAAAAAAAUAUGGAUGAAAAGACAUAUAGUGGAUCAGACGAAUGAAAACCUGCGUGGUUGUUCGGAAUGCAACAAAACCACCUCUCAAUCAUCCGAUUUGCAAAAAAAUUUGGUAAAUCGUACCGGCGAAAAGCCGCAAACUCAUAUGGUGGCCCAUAUCGUUAAAGAGACAGAGUCACCGAAUAUACUAGUGCAGAGGCCGAAUGCUGAACAAGAAGGACAUCCUGCAUCUCAAGCCGGUAAAAAGUCGCACGAUUGUUUCAAAUGCCAUCAUUGUUCUUAUGCAAAUAAAAUCAUUUAUCAGUUUGCAUUUAAUAAUUGGGCCCUUUAUCAUAUAUAA